CUGAGGGAAGGUGUAGUUUCCGUGAAGCGCCCAAUGACGAUCACGAUCGAAGGCGUGAACUUGACAGCAAGAUGAUUCAGGAUGAUUUACCUCCUUCACUGGAACGUGUGGGAUCUGGUUCGAUAUCUCUAUCAGUUCGGCCCAGCAAUAUAGCCAACUUCUCAUCCAGAGAUGCUGCUUCGCUUCAUUCCCAGGCGACCUCUCUCUCUUCCACGUUUCGCCUCAGCUAGAUAUAUGUCUGGGACCGUCUUUGGUGACAACUGCCCAUUAGUCGUGUCACCGAGACAGCUGUUCGAUCUUCCCCCUAAAUCAGAUGUCGCGGUCAUUGAUGCUAGCUGGCAUAUGCCCAACUCGCCGCGUAAGGCGAGGGAGGAGUUCCUGAAGAAACGGAUUCCGAACGCGCAAUUUCUCGACCUUGAUGAGGCCGCCAGUCCACAUGAGUUGGGUUUGAAGCAUAUGAUGCCCACAGGACAAGUCUUUGCCAAGGCUUGCCAGUCCCUUGGAAUCUCUCCGAAGUCGCAUGUAGUUCUCUACGACACCCAUGGCGUGUUCUCGUCUCCACGUGCAUUGUUCAUGUUCCGUGCACUUGGACAUGAUCGUUCAAGUAUUCUCAACGGCGGUCUCCCACAUUGGGAAGCAAACGGUUGUACGGUUGAAACUGGAGAACCGAAGCCCGUUGAGCCCAUUGAAUAUCCGCCGCCGUUCUUGGAUCAGGAAGUUAUUCGCAGUAAGUGUUUGCAUCCUCUGCAAUAUCGUUUUGGACUUAGCUUUUCGAUAGGUUAUGAGCAAAUCAUUUCCAAUGCCAAUCGUGACCCCUCAACGGAACCUAUCGCUGAACUGGUGCUGGAUGCCAGACCCAAAGGACGGUUUGUACUCGAGCUUCCAUAUGCACACUUUCAUUACCAACUGAAUAUGCCUGGGCUUUUCAGAUAUCUUGGAACUGAUCCCGAACCCAGACCUGGUCUCCCAUCAGGCCAUAUACCACAUUCACUCUCCCUGCCUUUCACCGCGUUCCUAGAUACAAAUACGUACAAACCCACACCAACCUCAGAGGAAGUCACUUAUACCACUCUCCGAUCUCCUCAUAAGAUCAUAGAAAGCCUUCGCUCAGCAUUGGGCGAUGAACGGCUGAAGGAGGUUAUGGAAGGUAAGCGAGGCGUCGUGACAAGCUGCGGAAGUGGUAUGACUGCCGGUGUGCUUUGGCUUGGGCUGAAGCUUCUGGGUGUGGAGAAUGUCGCUUUGUAUGAUGAGUCCUGGACUGGUUAUGCUGCGAGAGAAUCAAGUCCUAUUGUCAAAGCCAACUGAUGCAUUAUGUACUUACCAUAUUCUCGGAACAUCCCAAUAAAACUCACGUAUGCAAUAUGUCUCUGGCCUCGAUGCUGGCCUUCAAUACAGCCCAAUGACAGCAAGCUCGGCGAUUCUAUCGCACUACGCCGCAGCCCGAGUAUGUAAUACCUGACUAGCUCGUAUGGAAUGGAAGGGAGUGGUGUAGCAUACAGACAGCCGAGCACUUCAAGCCGUCUCUAUGUUAAUAAUACAGUAUAAACCCAGUACAUCCCGCAGGAUUUAAUCGAACGAUGUUCCUUCGCCUUCAAUCACAUCGAGCUAAUAUCCCGCUUAUAGAAGUCUAAUACGUCGAGAAACGGCGGAGACGAAUGUGGCCGCGGUUUGGCCGAGACAUACGCUGCCCGACCAAUGUAAGUCACUUCGACGCGGUGUUUGUUGCCUUUGCGCAAUAUUGUUACUUGCCAUCUGCGAAAACCAAUUCUUCUGUUAGCUGCAUGGAUGAGUCAUACAUAAAUGAGA
Somion occarium is the source of this 1806-nucleotide messenger RNA. The record is from the annotation of a GenBank genome assembly. Lineage: Eukaryota; Fungi; Basidiomycota; Agaricomycetes; Polyporales; Cerrenaceae.